AUGACGAUCAUCGUACGGUCAGAGAAGUUCGAUAACUUGGUGCCCUCAGCGAAGAAGAUGAAGAAAUGGCAGGGUAGACAGUCAAGAGUCAGUAUGAACUGGACCAAAGAUAUUUCUGCCAAACUUGAGACCAAAGUUCAGAGCAAAAUCCACCUCGGUAGCAAGGAAAAAUCGAGUAUCAUGGCUACCAAGACCGUUGGCCGUUCAGCGACGACGAGCACAAGACCUAGAGUCCCGCCUCUACCUCCCUAUUCUCCCUUGGGAGGAUUGCAAGAGCUAUUUAAGGAGGUUGGAGGGACGCUUGGGCCUGAAAAGGGUCCAGAGGACGAAGCAGAGGAAGAAACCGAGCUUGUCUCACCGGUGACGUACACAUCUAGAUCGUGUGUCGGUACUAUGGGCGACAGCGUCGACGACAGACUAUGUGACGACGACAGCAUCUUCUGCCAGUCUCCGGCGACAGUGACCACCAUAGAAACUGGAUUCAGCAGCUGUAUGCAUAGUUUGCAUGGCGCAGCACAUGAACCUAUUUCGGGCGCAGCAACUCAUGCGCCAACAAUUUCCCCAUUGUUCUAUAGCAACUCCAAAAGAAAACAGACAAUAUACCUCACCCUCGAUAGCAGCAACCAUCCAACUCCCGACAUCAGAGUGCCAACAUCGGCAACCUGUUGCUCAGCAACAACAACUUGUACUUCAAUAUACCCCUGGUCCUCUGUCAGUUGCAUCGACGAAGAAACCCCGCGGAAUCUCUCUCCAAAAGGCGCCGUGAAUGGCCCCUUUUCACUUCUCGAUACGGUAGAUGCAGCGGCCUUUGAGGAUGGAUUUCGACCGACAAACCCCGUCUCUACAACGCUUAAAAGGAGAUUAACGGUACGCGAAUCGAAGAUGAAGGCCCUACCUCCUUAUCCACCGCUACCAGAGAAUGUGAACGCUCAAAAAACCGGACAGUCACUCAUAAAACGUUCCAAGGAGGCCACCCGUCCUAAACAUUCACCUAAAGCACUAAGUCUCCCCCAGAUACCACAAGAAACCGAUUUCGACAUGCUUGACAACACAUUCCAGAAACACCGUCGCAAUAUCUCGCUAUUCCCGUCCUUAGAGGAGGCUGCAGAGGACCUAGAGGCGCAUCUCCUAACUAUACCAUCGGCCAAGGAAACACAGCCACUCUCGCGAACUCGUUCACCAUCCCCGUUCCAUUUAGAAGGAGCCAUUACCGAGACUCAGAACCAAAAGGAGAUUUGUCCUGUGCUUCAGAGUGGAACGACUCCAAAAAUGGAUUCAGCACGCAGCAGCCUUGAUCGUCUUCGCGAGAGUAUAGCCUCGAAACAGAAGGUUCAGAUGUCUCAUACUAAGAGCCCGAAAAACGUACAACUAGGGCUAAAAAGCAAAUGGACUCGUCUAUCUACAUUCUCAAGGCGAGGAGCAGGGAAGCCCAAACCACAUCUCCAACUACCUCCCCACAAGCUACCACCAAUGCAAACAACGGAUUUUUCUAGUCCGGUAGAAAAAUUAGAUUUCGGGUUGAACGUCGAUUUGGGCCUUCCAGCAGGCUUUGCGGAGCUUGAUGGAGAGCCAUCACCGCGCGAAGAUAGCAUUGCUACAAAACCUACCAAGCGCAUGUCUCACCCACCGAAACCUUUAGCCGAGAGCAUUAUUCUCCGGAUUUUCGAAAGCGUGAGCUAUUUCGAUGACCUGUUCAAUUUGGCGACAACUAACCGAGCGUUUUACCGUGUUUUUAAACAACAUGAGCUGGCGUUGGUCCAGAAUACCUUGUCUCGUAUGUCUCUACCGGCAUGGGAGCUGCGCGAAAUGAGCCCGCCAUGGGAUGACGACGGUAUUGCUCGUCUCGGAGUUAGCGUGAAAGACGAGCCCAUCCCCGAAUAUACACCUCGCCUUUACCUCCAACACUACUCACGAGACCUAUACACCAUGGCCGCUCUAAAGUCUAUGAUCUUAGUACAUUGUGAGAGUUUCCUUCGAGUGGAAACCUCUCGUGCCUUGGCUGGUCUAGAUGAGCAACGCUCAGCAGAAAUGGACGAUGCGUUCUGGCGUGUCUGGACAUUCUGCAACCUUUUCGGAUGUGGGAAGGGAAGAGAGGGAGACAUUGAAGCCCAGGUUGAUUGGCUCAGAGGUGGUGUCCUUGCCGAGUCUGAUACUAAGCCAUCAGCCUCAAUCUUCAGUCCUAUGCCAUUUAUAAGCAAUCUCCUACUCGAUCCACCACAAGGCUUUGCUAAGGGGAACGGUGGAGGUUUAAGCUCUGAUCAGCUAUGCGACAUGUCCGAGAUUUGGACUUGUCUCGUCGCCUUGCUCGAUGCUUUCCAUGGCAAAUGCAAGGAAGCUCGCAAAUACGGCGUCUUCGACGAUAAAGGGGUAACUCCAGGUGAUGUCGCGCGGGAGGAAUCUUUACUAGAGGACUGGACUCAGUAUCUCCUAACCCUAGGGCCUUCUGCUGUUCUUACGCUCAUUAGUUUCGGCCCUUCUACUCCUGUAGAACAGAAAUUCGCCCGCGCCAAAUCACUUGGCUGGACUUGCUGGCAAGCUCCCACAAAGUCAGAGCACGAACCCAGCCGUCUAUUCUUCAAGGAAGCCGUUUCACGAGUCUGCCGCGAUCUUCCUUCGAGACCAACCUCUCUCUCUUCCUCCAAUCAGUCGUUACUUUCACCAAGAACUUCACCACAAAGCUCACGAUCAAAACGAAGCAGCCAGUCGAGCAUCGGAAGCCAGAACAGUGCUCGCCGCCAACGGCAAGCUGGGUUUGCAGCUGAGUUGCGCCAAAGAAAAGUAUCCCUUGAUACAGGUUUAGGGAUUGCCAAUGCUAUUCCUAACUGCGAUGAGCGACCAACCCCUGUCUCUGAGGAAGUCGUUCAUAGAUUCAUCUGCUCAGAGUCUGGGACACCCUAUCUCUUUCCCACCCCUCCAGCGCCACCAAUAUCUAUCGCAAACUCAAGAAAACCCUCUUCCUCGCCUUCACCACCAGUAUCACGGCCCACUCCACCACCUCCGGCUCCUCCAGUAGAAGAAAAAAUUUCCCAGGGCCGCCAACCGAUGCCUUCUACCAGUCAUACUGCGCUGUACUAUUCCAAUGCCCAGGAUACAAUAAUUCCGGAUCCCGCAGACUUAGCUCUGCAAAAAAUGGUGCACGAGCUAGGAUUCAACGAAGAAGAUGCCAAAUGGGCUCUUAAGCGAACGGAUACUGGCGAAUCGGUCGAUAUAAAUGCCGCAGUUCACCUCCUCCUUGUUAAAUCCAACAAGGCAAACAUUUCGUCUGUGGAAAUGGGGCUGAGACAACGAGAAUCAAAUAUUCCGCAGACGCAGUCAGAUGAGAUCUACCGACCGACUUGGAGGUGGGCGUGA
Messenger RNA from Arthroderma uncinatum, 3351 nucleotides. Its product is annotated as F-box domain-containing protein. The transcript is spliced from 2 exons. The coding region runs from base 1 to 3351 and encodes 1116 amino acids. NCBI's taxonomy places the organism in Eukaryota, Fungi, Ascomycota, Eurotiomycetes, Onygenales, Arthrodermataceae. The record is from RefSeq and is a predicted model, not a curated record.